This is a messenger RNA of Moneuplotes crassus, 899 nucleotides long. Lineage: Eukaryota; Ciliophora; Spirotrichea; Euplotida; Euplotidae. The record is from the annotation of a GenBank genome assembly.
AUGGAAUUUUUUGAAACAAAUUUGGAAGGAUUAGUGUCCAAAAUGAAAACUAAGCAUUCGAGAAUAGGCAAUAUUAUGCUCCAAAAUGAUUUAUCCUGGAUGCACCAAUUCCAGAGUGUGAAUCGGAAACGAACACUUCAGGAAAAACAAGAUGCAGAAGUUAAUAUACUUAAAAUGAGCAGAGAUAAAUACCAAUCUAAGGAUACUGAUAGAAGUCAGGAAAGGAAAUAAGCAUGACUCUUUCUGAACUCUAUUUCAAUCUGAAAGCAUUCUUCCACAAUUUAAACAAAUAAGUUCUUCUCAUAGUGGAUAUUUGGAUGAUAUAAAGAAAGGACUAGGAGGAUUCACUCCUAAUAAUGACUAUUCUCUAUCACAAAGCUCAUCUACUAAUGGUCCAAUGAAGCUCAGAGAUUUGAAAAAUAAGGGAAAUUCUGAUCCAUAUUCAUUAAGUUCUAUUGUGAGAAAUAAAAUGAAAAACUUGAAAUCAAAUUCAUACUCAUUUAAUUCUGUCUCAAGAGAAAAACUACAAUCAAUUUCAAUGGCAGAGAAAAUAGAUGUACCUGGAGCUAAUAGAUACAAUCCAAACUAUAGAGCUUUGAAACCUCGAUCUAUAGGUGUUAUUAUCAAGCCUAUCACCAGAACCUCUCAUUUUUACAAGCCUAAACCUAAGGAGAAACAUUUUCUGCUUAAAAGAAUCAGCUUGAGCUUGAAAUAGCAAAUCAAAAUUACGAAAAAGGAAUAUUUCCAUUGACACAAAGAAGAUAAUAAGCCAGAAGGAUUUUGGAAUAAGAGGGCUUAAUAAUUUCAGAAAACCUCAUUUAAUGAAAAAAUUCAGGAUCAAAAGAGGGCUCAGGCAGAUCAAGUCCAAGGAUAGAAAAAGUUUCUUUGAAAAAUCAUAG